Molecule: messenger RNA, 1279 nt
Organism: Crotalus tigris (Tiger rattlesnake)
Lineage: Eukaryota; Metazoa; Chordata; Lepidosauria; Squamata; Viperidae
Gene: YIPF7
Product: Yip1 domain family member 7
Exons: 6
Coding region: 123-860 (245 amino acids)
Biological process (GO): endoplasmic reticulum to Golgi vesicle-mediated transport; vesicle fusion with Golgi apparatus
Cellular component (GO): trans-Golgi network
Source: RefSeq, a predicted model, not a curated record
UUCUGUCAUACAUCUGUUGGGAGGCCAAAUUUAGGAUGUUAUAAAUAGCUCAGGAUCACCCUGGAUUUGGCUGUUUGUAAACCGAAUCUCUUGUAGAAAAAUUGCAGCGACAGUUUUUAAGGAUGUCAGACUUUCUGCAGUUCGAUAUAGAUUUUUACCAGUCCAACUACGUUGCUGACAAUCAAGAGGAAAGCUCAAGCAGGCCUGAAGACCCUGGAAAAAAAUUCCCGAUAGGCCCUUGGCCACACUCUGAGGCCAAUCCUUCUCAACCACUUGAAGGCCAGAUCUUUCAACCCGCAGAUGCUCCUCAGUUUCCGUCCAUCCAUACCUACUCCGACAGUUUUGAUGAAGAGCCUCCAUUGCUUGAAGAGCUGGGAAUCAACUUCAGCCAUAUUUGGCAGAAAACAUUAACAGUGCUGAACCCCAUGAAGCCGGCUGAAGCCAGCAUUAUGAACGAGACGGAUCUGGCUGGACCUUUGGUUUUCUGCUUAGCCCUGGGAUCAACGUGGCUCUUGGCAGGAAAAGUCCAUUUUAGCUACGUGUACGGAACCAGUGUGAUUGGGUGCCUGGCGAUCCACGCGCUGUUGAACCUGAUGAGCAUCGUAGCGGUUUCCCAUGGGUGUGUCGCCAGUGUGCUAGGCUACAGUCUGUUGCCCAUGGUGAUCUUAUCCACCUGUGCAGUAUUUUUCUCCUUACAGGGAAUCCCUGGGACUCUGAUUGCUCUGAUCAUUAUUGGAUGGUGCAGCCUCUCAGCCUCCAAAAUCUUCGCUUCCACCUUGGCUAUGGAAGGCCAACAGGUUUUGGUGGCCUAUCCUUGUGGUUUACUCUAUGGCCUCUUGGCCCUCAUAACCAUUUUCUGAGCUUUGCUGUUUAUAGGAGUAUCCUUUCUCUACCGCACGGAGGGGGAACCAUGUCGCUUUUAUGACUUGUGGACUUCAACUCCCAGAAUUCCUGAGCCAACCUGGCUGGCUAAGGAAUUCUGGGAGUUGAAGUCCAGAAGUCAUAAAAGGGGCCGUAGUUCCCCACCUCUGCCUUGGAACCUGAGUCUUACCUAUUAAAAUGGCGGGCUCAGGAAUUGGAUGGUAGUCUAUUCUGUUCUGUUCUGUUCUGUCCUAUUCCUUUGUUGCUUUGCAUGCACACAGAGAGCUUUGGCACCAGAGACAAAUUCCUUGGAUGUCCGAUAACACUUGGUCAAUAAAGUAUUCUAUUCUAUUCCUUAAUUCUAUUCUAUUCUAUUCUAUUCUAUUCUAUUCUAUUCUAUUCUAUUCUAUUCUAUUCU